ACAUAUGCAUUGUUGAGUUGGGGGGAAUAGGAGGGGGCAAAUUGAGUUGGGUGUUGGAAAGGCAGAGCAAGAGGAGUAACAUAAUCAAACAUGGCGGUUAGGCAAAGAGCCGUGUCUGCACUUCCAACUCUUCUACGCACUCUCCGCAAAGAACCUUUGAAGCCUCGCAACCACGCACACGUCAAUGCCUUGCCCUCUCUUCGACGCGCUUUCUCUUUGUACGAUCAGAUCAACCUCAUCGAUCAAGUCCCCGAAGACCAGCUCCGAUUUCAAGGGUAUAAUGAUACGGGGUUUACUGUAAAUGGGGUUGAAUACGAAGGAAGCUUGCUUUGUGUUGGAAAUUUGCUCAUGUCUUGGAAACCUAAGAAGUUUUCAGAGAUCACUGCCGAUAGCUUGUCAAUCUUCCAAAUAGUUCGCCCUAUUCCAGAGAUUUUGAUUAUUGGCUGUGGAAAGAACAUUCAACAUGUAGAUCCUGAACUUAGACGGUUUAUUCGGUCUACUGGCAUUAAGCUAGAAGCUGUUGAUUCGAGAAACGCAGCAUCAACUUACAACAUACUGAAUGAAGAAGGUCGAAUUGUGGCUGCUGCACUUCUUCCACACGGAGUUUCUUCAUGAAGCUUGGACUUGUAUUCUUAGUAGCCAACAAUUGCUCCAAAGAUGUUCACCUCAAUGCCACAAAAUUUUUUAGCCCAAGUCCUUGGGACAUGCUUUGAUUUUCCAUUUAGAAAGUUUUGACAUAGUAAUAGGACAAUGUGAAUUAAACUCAAGUGAGUCCUUUGACGUCUGCUGAAGUUUUCAAAUGUAAUAAGGAGAAUUAAAAUGUACAGAGUGCAGUAAAUCCCUGCAAAUUUGGACUCUAAUGACUGGCUGUUUGGUUUUAAUGCUAUCUUACUUUGUUAGAG
Glycine soja is the source of this 902-nucleotide messenger RNA. Its product is annotated as NADH dehydrogenase [ubiquinone] 1 alpha subcomplex assembly factor 3. Gene Ontology annotation, cellular component: mitochondrial inner membrane. The coding region runs from base 91 to 615 and encodes 174 amino acids. The transcript is spliced from 5 exons. The record is from RefSeq and is a predicted model, not a curated record. Gene Ontology annotation, biological process: mitochondrial respiratory chain complex I assembly. Lineage: Eukaryota; Viridiplantae; Streptophyta; Magnoliopsida; Fabales; Fabaceae.